Molecule: messenger RNA, 5884 nt
Organism: Capsella rubella
Lineage: Eukaryota; Viridiplantae; Streptophyta; Magnoliopsida; Brassicales; Brassicaceae
Product: trichohyalin
Exons: 10
Coding region: 1-5784 (1927 amino acids)
Source: RefSeq, a predicted model, not a curated record
AUGAGAAAAGUUUCUUUGUUCUUGUUUUGUUGCAUUGUUGCAACAUAUUUACUAAGUCUCAAUGUAGUUUCAUCACACGAGAUGGUCGACGUGACAGCUCCAAACAUGGUUAAAGACAUUGAGCCAUACAUCUCUAAUAGAGCUCUUGGGUUCGUGUUGAAAUUGGAGAAAAACUGUCCUAUAAAAGAACAACUAGGAUCAUUCUUUGAUAAGCUAAAGGAUCUCUUGAAGUUGGAGUCUUCUGUUACGCCAUUGAUCGAGAACAAUGAACCCAAAACAUUCGAGUUUGAUCUCAAGUCUAAAUCUGAAACACUCUUGCAAACAAUGUUUAAUCUUGGGAAAGGAUUGUUGAGUUCGAGUGUAAGAAAGGAGAUGUUUGAAGUGAUGAAAUCUCUCACUCAAUUACAUGCUGCAAUCGGUAGAGUUAUUGUAGAGAAGCAUAUAAGUGGUGACGAUGAAUCAAUGUCACUUUCCGCGGAACAGAAGAAUGCGGUAGAAAGCUCAAUAACUGAAUGGGAACAAACGAUUAGCCGAAUCGUGAAGAUUGUUGUCGAGGUCAAAUCAAAAGGUUCAACCGACGUUUCGUUAGAAGAAAAUAGUAAUUCUGGACAUAACAAUGUUUCUAUGGAUAGUAACAUGGCGAAUACCAAUGGAGAGGAUUCAGAAACCUCUCAAGGAAAAGAAGAUGGCAUUCAAGGAAGCUUUGGAGGCAAUGUAUCAAUGGAGACUCAAGAAGGCAACAAGGGGGAAGAUGAUAAAGUAGGUAAUCUUGUUUCUGAGAAUAGUGGAAUAAAGGACAUUAAAGGUGAAAAUGGAGACUCUAAUAUCGAGGCGGAAGUAGAGGGACAGGGAGGAAAUUUAGGAGAUUCAAGCGUUGGUAAGAAUUUGGAAACUAAUGAAGAUGUUAAGUCAGGGAUAGAGGCUAAAAAUGUUGGAAGUUCCAUGAAUGAGAACUUGGAAGAAGCUAACAAGACUAAUGGAGUUUCAACAAUGGAUAUGAAUUUGGAGAACAAAGGAAGUGACGAAGAGGGUAAAGAUGAUAAUAUGGUUAAUGCUACAACAAAUGAUGAAGAUCACAUGAAAGAAAAGAGGGAAGAGACUCAAGAAAACAAUGGAGAAUUAGCGAAGGAUGAGAACUUGGAAAACAACAUAGGUAAUAAAGAAUUGAAGGGCAAUGGAUCAAUAGAGUCCAAGACAAAUAAUGAAAAUUCUAUGGAAGAAAAGCGAGAAGAGAUUCAAAGAAAGACUCAAAGAAGUCAUGAAAUUUCUAUGAACAAAGAAACAACUAAAGGUGAAAAUACAGACUUUAACAAAGAUAAUGAAAUAAAAGUUCAAGGAGAAAAUACUGGAGACUUGACGAAUGGUACAAUUUCGAAUAAUAAUGAAGAUGUUAAGUCGGAGGUAGAUUCUAAUGGAAGUGUUGGAAGUUCUACAAAGGAGAAGAAUCAAGAGGCUCAAGGAAACGAUAUAGUUUCAACAAAAGAUAAGAACUUGGAGAAUUCAGGAGUUGAUAAGGAGACAAAGCAUGAUAAAUCAGUAGAGGUUACGACAAAUGAUGGAGGCCAUACUAAAGAAAAGAGGAAAAGAAAUGGAGAAUCAAUGAAGAACGAGAACUUAGAAAACAUAGAACAUCAGAAAGAAUUAAAGAACGACGGAUUAGUAACGGCAAAGACAAACAAUGAAACUUCCAAGGAAGAAAAAGGAGAACAAAUGCAAAGAGGUCAUGAUAUUUCAAUAAAUGAUAAGAAAAUGGAGAAUAAAAGUGGGAAUGCAUAUGUGAACAAGGAGAACGAAGCACAAGUUGGAGACUCAACUAGUGACAAUAAUAUGGAGAGUAAAGAUGAUGCUAAGCUGGAGGUUGAUUUCAAGAAAAAUGGUGGAGCUUCCAAGAAGGAAAAGAGAGAAGAGGUACAAGGGUCCAACGAAAGUUCACUGGAAAACAAGAAUUUGGAGACCCAAAAAGAUCAAACUGAUUUGAAAGAGGAUAGCUCUAUUGAGGAUAAGAGAAAUGUGAGAAGUUCUACGAAAGAAAAUCAAGAAGAAGCUCAAAGAAAUGGGAGAGAUAAGAAAGAGGUUAACGAUGAUAAGUCAACAGAAGCUAAGAGAAAGAGAAAAGAGUCUAAGUCGACAAAAAAUAGUGAAAAUAAGGUCAAUGAAAUAGAAAACAAAGAAUCCAAGAAGGUAAAAGAAGGAGAAAAGAAAGAGUCUAAAGACGCGAAAUUAGUGGAAGCUAAGGAAAACAAAGAAAUUUCCAUGAAAGAAAAACGAGAAAAAAGCCAAGGAAGUACUAGUGAAGGCCUUAAUAAAGUAGAUAACAAAGAAGAAAAGAAAGAGUCUAAGGACUAUCAAUCACGCAAAAAUAAGGAUAAUACAGAAAGUUCCGUGAAAGAACAACAACAAAAGGCACAAGAAAAUGGUGGAGUGCAUACAAUGAUAGGUAAUAAACAAGAUAAUAACGAUUUAAAGGAUGGUAAAUCAGUGGAGGCUAAAACAAAUAAGGAAAGUAUCAUGAAGAAAGAUCGAGAACAAGCUCAAAGGAACGACAUAGAUACAAUGCUAAAAAAGACUACAAAAGAAGAUAAAAGUUCUGCUGAUACAACCGAUGCAAACUCAAAGGAAAAAGGAAAAGAUAAACAUGAGAAUAAAGAGUUUAGAGGAAGUCAUUUGAAGAAACAAAAAGAAGAUAAAAAAGAGAAGAAAGAGUCUGGAGAUAGUAAAUCAAAGAAUAAAGAAAAGAAUAGAUACAAAGAUCAUAAAGUGAAGAUAAAAGACGAAAGUAAAACAAAGAAUACAAAUUCAAAGGAGUAUGAAUUGAAGAAAAAAGAAGAAGAUAAAAAAGAGAAGAUCAAUUCUAGAGAUAAGAAAAAGGAGAACAAAGACUCUGAACACCGUAAAUCUAAGGAAAAGAAAGAAGAAAAACAAGAGAAGAAAGAAUUUAGAGAUCAUAAAGAUAAUAAAAAGGAAACCAAAAAGAAAGAGAAGAAAGAAUCAGAACACCAUAAAUCAAAGAAAAAGGAGAAAGAGAACAACAAAUAUGAUGAUACAAGAAAAGAGAAAAAUGAAGACAAGAGAGUGAUGAAGAAGGUAGAAAAUAAAAAAGAAAAGAAGGAACAUGAAGACAAGAAAUCGAUGAUGAAAGAAAAGGAUAAGAAAAUGGAAGAAUCGAAAGAGGCACAAUCAAAGAAAAAAGAACACGAAGACAUGAAAUCAAAGAAAAGAAAAGAAGAUAAGAAAGUGAACAAAAAGUCUCAAGACAAGAAAAAGAAGAAAGAAAACAAAGACAGUUCAUCAAAAAUAAAUGUAGCAGAUAAAAACAGUGAAUCGAAGAAAAUUGAAGAAGAUAAAAAGGAGAAGACAAUUUCCAAAGACAUCCAACAGAAGAAUAAAGAACAAGAGAAGAAACAUUCUAACGACAAGAUUACGAAGAAAUAUGAAGAAGGUAGAAAGAAGAAAGCAAUGUCGAAAGAAAAGAAUAAAGAACAAGAGAAGAAACAGUCUAACGAAAAAAAUGAAGACAAGAAGAAAGAGUCUAAAGAGGAUAACUCAAAGCAAGGAGGAGUUCAAGCAACAACUCAAAUAGAAGGUGGAGAAGGUAAGAAUGAAAUGAAAACAGAUGCUCAAGUAAAAAGGGAAGAGUCUUUAAAAGAUAAGAAAGGAGACAAUAAAGAAGAUCAUGACGAAAAAGUGGAUAAAGAAAACGAUGAACAUUAUAAAAAGAAAACUGGAAAGAUCAUAAAAGAUAAGGAUGCAUCAGACAAAGAGAUAGAAGAUACAAAGUCAGAAGAAAAGCACAAAGAUAAGAAAGAAGCCUCGAUGAAAAAGAAUGAAGGGGUUCAAGAAGCCAAUGUCACAUCAAAUAUCAGCGGGAAGAAAGAUCAAAAUGAGUCUACUCAUGAUACAUCUAAAGAUAUUAAUAAGAAUGAUGAAUUCUUAAGGAAGCAAAAACAAGUUGAUGAGGGUCACGUAAAUAUUGGAGACUCGGAUAAGAAGGCAUCAGAAAAAAAGAUAGAUGAUACAAAGUCAAAAGAAAAACACAAAGAUAAGGAAGAAGCCUCGAUGAAAAAGAGUGAAGGAGUUCAAGAAGCCAAUACUACAUCAAAUAUCAGCGGGAAGAAAGAUCAAAAUGAGUCUACUGAUGAUACAUCUAAAAAUAUUAAUAAGAAUGACGAGACCUUAAAGAAGCAAAAACAAGUUGAUGAGGGUCAAGUAAAUAUUGGAGACUCGGAUAAGAACACGAAAGGGGAAACCAAAGAAAAUAAUGGAGAUUUAGUGAACGGUACAAGUAUAGAGGUUAGCGGAGGAAGCAAAGAUUCUAGAGAUGGUAAUACAAUGGAAAACAGUGGAGUUAAAUUAGAUUCUAUGGAAAAAAAUUCCAGUGAUAGUAAUAUAGCUGAAACAAAUGGAGGUAAAGAAGAUUCCGUAAAAGAAAGUUCUGAAGUCGGUAAGAGAAAUGAAACUAAUGGAAGUAAAGAUGUUUCAGUUCAAGAAAAUUCUAAAGAGGGUAAUGUAGAAGAAGUGCAAAAAGGUCAAGAAGACUCUACAAAGGAAGGUUUCAAAGAAGGUAAGGAAGAUCAAGGUAAUGGAGGUAAAGAAGUAACUAUGGAAGAAAAAUCCAUAAAAGAAAGUUCUAAAGACGGUAAGGGAACUGAAACCAAUGGAGAUAAAGAUGUUUCAAUGAAAGAAAAUUCUAAAGAUGGUAAUAUAGAAGUGAAUAAAGAAGGUUCUAAAGAUGAUAAAACAGUUGAUAUAAAUGGAGGUAAAGAAGAUUCAACUGAGGAAAAAACUAAGGAUGGUAUGACAACAAGUUUAAAUGGAAGCACAAAUUCGACGGAAAAUGGUUCUGAAGAUAGUAAGACAGUUGAAACCAAUGGAGUUAAAGAAGAUUCUGCAAAUGGUAAUAUAAAUGAAAUUAAUGGUACAUCAAUGGAAUCCAAAGGAGAUAAAGUAGAUAUGAAUGAAGAUUCUAUGAAAAACAAGACAAUGGAAGCUCAAGAAAGUAGUAAUGGAGAUUUAAAGAAUGGUAAAGUAGAGGAGGAGAACAAGGAAAGCAAAGAUGUUAUGAACAACCAAAACUUACAAGACGGAGGAAGCAAUACAACUUUCAUGAAUAAUCAAACAACAGGAAAUGGCACAACUUCCACAACGAAACAAGAGAUAAGGACAAAUAUCGAGACCAGCACAUCUAAAGAGGUUACAAGUUUCAUAACAAGCCUUGAGAAGAAAUCUCCAGACACCCAAGAGUUCCAAAGCUUCUUUGAGAAACUUAAAGAUUACAUGAAAUACUUGUGUCCGGACUCUUCAACAUUUGAGGCAAAAGACUCAAGCUCUUACAUGUCAGAAAUGAUAAGUAUGGCCACAAAACUCUCGGAUGCUAUGGCUGUCUUGCAAGCCAAGAAAAGUGGGUCAGGAGAGAUGAAAACAACACUACAAGGAUAUCAACAAGAAGUGAUGAAGACUCUAAAUAUCCUUCAAUCAGUUAUGUCUAAAGCCAUAUCUGAAAAACAAAGCACAGAAGGUGGUUCCUUGACGCUUACGGUAUCACAACAACAAGCAAUUAAGGAGAUAGUGUUGAAAUGGGAACAAGUGAUGUCUCAAUUUGUGAAGAUUGCUACUGAGAGUGAGAAACAAUUUUCAGUUGAGAUUUCAUCCGGAAAUGGCUACCACAUGAAGAAAAGUUCUAACUCUAGUUCGAGUUCAAGUUCGAUUUCGAGUUCAAGUACACAUUCAAAUAUGGAUUUAAAGGUCGAUGGUGAAACUUUGAAGGGACUAGAUAUGAAUGUUUAGAUAGUACAUAUGUAAAUAAUAUACUCUAAAAUAAUGGUGUUUAUGAUUAAGUAGAAAAUAUUUUUAAUUGUAAUUAAAACUCAAGUCAUCUUGAGGUUUA